AUGGAGAGCGAUCGCAUCUCUGAUGCCGAACGGCCGUCCCGUCGCCCGGCGGAGAGCGGCGUGCCUGACAUGGCGUCGACGCCCGUCCCGACGCCGGAAAACUCGAGGGCAUCAGGGCGCGUGUUGGAUGCGGUGCUGACUGACAUGGCGAACACGGAAGUGGUUAGCCCGUGGAGUGUUUCUUGGCAGAGCUUCAGCCAACGAUGUUACAGGGUGGGGCGAAGUCGGUGCGGUAGCGUGCGCGAUGCUGCAGGUAGCGUUUCUAGGUUCUACAGAACUUGGAACGGCGGCGGUGGAGGCGAUGACGUAAGCACGACAGGGUCAAAUGAUCAAAAAAAAGAAGCUUAG
Messenger RNA from Chondrus crispus (carragheen), 348 nucleotides. RefSeq lists its product as hypothetical. Bases 1 to 348 code for a protein of 115 amino acids. The transcript has a single exon. The record is from RefSeq and is a predicted model, not a curated record. NCBI's taxonomy places the organism in Eukaryota, Rhodophyta, Florideophyceae, Gigartinales, Gigartinaceae.